GCUGUCCGCCGCGCUCUGUUGGUCGCCCAGGGGGCGGCUGAGCGCUCCCGAUUGGCCACUGUACUUUCGGUUUCCGCCCAAGGCCCGCCUCCUGCCGCCCUCCGCUAGGGUCCUCAGCUAGAUCAUGGCCCUGAGAGCGUGUGGCUUGAUCAUAUUCCGAAGACGCCACAUCCCCAAGAUGGACAACAGUGCAAUUGAGUUUCUACUGCUACAGGCAUCAAAUGGCAUUCAUCACUGGACUCCUCCCAAAGGCCAUGUGGAACCAGGAGAGAGUGACUUGGAAACAGCUUUGCGGGAGACAAAGGAAGAAGCAGGCAUAGAACCGGGCCAGCUGACCAUCAUUGAGGGGUUCAGACGGGAGCUCAAUUAUGUGGCCUGGCAGAAGCCUAAGACAGUCGUCUACUGGCUGGCGGAGGUGAAGGACGGGGACGUGGCGAUCCACCUCUCCCACGAGCACCAAGCCUACCGCUGGCUGGGGCUGGACGAGGCUUGCCAGUUGGCUCAGUUCAAGGAGAUGAAGGCAGUACUCCAAGAAGGACACCAGUUUCUCUGCUCCACAGCGGCCUGAGCUGAUCAGAACAGAGUUACCUCAGUAGGAUCCUUCAGGAACCCACCUUUAGCUCCGGGGAAGGUGUUCUAGUCUUUCGCUCCUCACAGCAAAGAGCAGAUUGGUUAGUGCGAUCAGCUGAGGACUCUGAGAGCAAACAAAAAUUGCAGCUGGUUAGAAAGGAAGGUAAAAGAAGAAAAAAAAAAAUAAAUAAAUAAAAGGCCAGGCUCAGUAAAUGCAUCCUUGUACUUUAUAAAUACACCUCAAGCAGCUCAU
This is a messenger RNA of Talpa occidentalis (Iberian mole), 823 nucleotides long. It is a transcript of the gene NUDT2, whose product is annotated as nudix hydrolase 2. The transcript has 3 exons. The coding region runs from base 125 to 568 and encodes 147 amino acids. Gene Ontology annotation, molecular function: bis(5'-nucleosyl)-tetraphosphatase (asymmetrical) activity. NCBI's taxonomy places the organism in Eukaryota, Metazoa, Chordata, Mammalia, Eulipotyphla, Talpidae. Gene Ontology annotation, biological process: AMP biosynthetic process; ATP biosynthetic process. The record is from RefSeq and is a predicted model, not a curated record.